This is a messenger RNA of Lytechinus variegatus (green sea urchin), 2663 nucleotides long. RefSeq names its product uromodulin-like. The record is from RefSeq and is a predicted model, not a curated record. NCBI's taxonomy places the organism in Eukaryota, Metazoa, Echinodermata, Echinoidea, Temnopleuroida, Toxopneustidae. The transcript has 9 exons. The coding region runs from base 372 to 2018 and encodes 548 amino acids.
UGUGGAUCUAAUCCCAAGCAAGUCAGCAAGCCCCCGAAUUUCGCUGGUUGGAUGUUGCAGCCGCUCUUUGCUGCUUUCGAACUGUCUAAUCGCUGGUGUCGGGCAUUGAGCGGAUUGAGAUUUCUCCCGCUAGCCCGCACUCUGGGGAACCGUCGGCGAGUUUUCUGAAUCUCUGGCCCGCUCACCAGCAUGGGUAUCGCCCAUUAAUAUGCAGGUGCUUCCGAUUUUCUGAAUUCGCUCUCUACGACGAGCUUCCGAAUCUGACCGGGCAUCGAUUACGGCGACGGCCCUUUCAGCGGUAACUCGCUCUAAUCUUUCACCAGGUGAGCCCGAUUAGAGCCCGUCUGUUUUACUACACGGCCAGCCCUCCAAUGAGCAAGUUGAGCGUAAUCAAUAUUGACGGGAGCGGGGAUCAGACAAUGAUGGUAUUCUCUGGCAGCUAUAACCCCUACACACCGAUCAGCAGAUAUGGAAGCAAGCUGUUCUGGCUUGGUAUUGCAUACACCAUUUCCGGCGCAAAACACUACUUAUACCAGUACGAUCUGAAGUCUCCUUCUCUCAAGCGCCUUAACAACGUAGUGACUUUGAAUAACGGCACCAAGCACACCAUCCCGUCUCCAAGCACAUUAAGGAUAAUUUCAAACAACGAACCCGUUGCCAUAGAAGGAUGCCCUGAGAACAUCGUAGCUGUGAUUGACGACAACACCACAAACACCGUUAACACAUCGUCAGUAAACUGGACUGAACCUGUUUUAAACAGCUUCUCCAGUUGUCCCACAAUGACCUUCCUGGGACCAGGAAGCAAUGGCGGUGAAUACCCUGUUGGCGAUACUAUGGUGUCUUACCAAGCCAGAGAUGCUGCAGGAAACACCGAUAGAUGCUCAUUUACAGUGACGGUUCGAAGGGCCCAAGAACCUUGUUCUGACCCGUGCAUGAAUGGAGGGACAUGUGUGGAAGGCACUUGCAUUUGCCCGGAAGGAUUUGGAGGUACUGCAUGUGAGGAGAAGCUUACAUCAGUAACGUGUGAUAGUGACUCGAUGACCGUCAUCAUAAGUAAUGACCUUUUCGUUGGCAUUGGCCCGGAAGAUGUUUAUUUUCGUGACAGUUCCUGCCCAACUACAAGUAGCACUCUUACUCAUAUGACCCUUUCUACCAACUAUGAUGAGUGUCGUACCACCAGAACGGAAAAUGCCACAACCAUUACAUUCUCGAAUGUCAUCGCGUACAAACUUGAGCCUAUACCUGGUACUGAUAUUACUCGUGAAAAUCAGAGGCAGAUUGAGAUUUCGUGUUCCCUGGACAAGACCUCACAGGUUGGGCAGUCUUUCAAACCAAUGGUCGGUGAAAUAAAGUUUAGUGACAAGGGUUCCGGUCACUUCCAGCUGUACAUGACAAGGUUCAAGAACGAGUCCUUUGAUGAGCCCGAAGAUACCCACGCCGAGGUCUGGCUAAACCAGGCGCUCUACUUUGAAGUCAAACUUGACUCGGUAGAAGAAGUGGGUAUGUUUAUCGAACGAUGCUGGGCGACAGCCGGCCAAGAACAUGAUUCAACUCCAAGCUAUGAUCUCUUCACCGACAGAUGUCCUUCCAAUAUUGAUGGGACUGUUCAAGUCUUUUUUCCGAACGAUACGGAUCGAGAAGGAUUUAAGUUUGAUGCAUUUGCCUUUGUUGGACGUCUGGACAUGGUGUACGUUCAUUGUCAAGUGAGGGUGUGUAUGGAUGAAGAGGCCCAUGUGUAUCGAGAGUGCUCCACCACUUCUGAUUUGGGACGCAAACGUCGAUCUUCUUCCUUCAUUUCCACUCAAACGAUCAGUAGUGCGCCGAUUCGUGUCCGCAGAGCAACCAACGGCAUGGCUACUAAUGAUCUGUCUGCCUACAAUUCGUUUGGGAUGUUCCUCAUUGGAAUGGUCGCAACCGUGGUUGCCGUAGCAACCCUGAUGGGCGUGGUCAAGCUAAUUGGUCGUUCAACCGACAUCAGCUACAAGAGAGUCCCAACUGCUUCCAUGGAAGAGAUGUAGAAGCGAUUUAUGACCAGAGUGGAAUUCAUAUUCGGAGUGACGUCACGUAGAUUAACACGCUACUUGACAGCCAUGUGGGCGAGGUCAAAGGUCAAGCAGUAACAUUACACAAUUCCCUCAAUUAAAUUAGAGAAGUUCAAAUCUGUCUAACUUCCCUAGUAUAGACAACAACCACAGAAAAUAAUGAUUGAAAAAAGUCCGCUGAUGCCAUUCUCCUUAUAUACCACUCUGGUAAUACGAAAAUCCUGACGUAUUAUAUGCUUUUGAAGAGAUAUAGACGAGCACUAAUCAUUUAACUAUAACGAUAAUUGUAUAUCUUCUUGAUUUAAUUUACUUUUGGUGAAGGCUUUUUUUUCAUUGUAUUUUAAAGUAAGUUUACGAAAGACUCAGUAAGUAUUCAUAUCGUUGAAAGAAUUGAUUCAAGCUUUAUCGUAUCAUCUAUAAUCAGAUUUGUGCACUCAUGUUAAUCAAGAUUAGUUGACGCUCUGGGACAUAAAGAACAGGAAAUAAUGAUUCCUUUAUUCCAAAAAUUAAAGAAAAAAUAAUAACUGACAUCAUUCUUGUCUUCUGUCAAAUACCACUCUGGAAUCAUCAAUGACUAAAAUACUCUGCUAGAUUUAUAAGAAAAGCGAAUAUUCAACUGUA